Messenger RNA from Oreochromis aureus, 3697 nucleotides. It is a transcript of the gene clic5b, whose product is annotated as chloride intracellular channel 5b. The transcript is spliced from 6 exons. The record is from RefSeq and is a predicted model, not a curated record. Lineage: Eukaryota; Metazoa; Chordata; Actinopteri; Cichliformes; Cichlidae. The coding region runs from base 1058 to 2296 and encodes 412 amino acids.
GUCAAACUCAUGUUAUAUCGAGGGGCACAUACAGCACACUUUAAUCCUAAGUGGGUGACCGGUGGAACUCCCCUUUCUGUCAGUAAGAAGAAGUUUAAUUACACAUUUAAUCCCAGAUUGUAAGAAAAAGACGACAGUAUGUAUCAGUCAUUCCACAUGACAAAGAAAUGCUGGUGCAGUAAAUGAAAGAAACGUGUCAGCAUCACCGUUUGAGCUGAAACUGCAAGAAAUAAAUAUGUAACAUUACAGAAAAACUGUAAAACUCAUGAAAAUACAUUUAAAUGUCUGAAAUUUUAAGCCCUCUUUCACAUUUUCUGCACCCAUCCAGUGGAUGUGUGUUUCUAAGUUACCUGGCCACAAACACAGCUUGCACCUCUGUCAUCUUAUAAUCAUUACAGUACCCGCUAUCCCUCUCUUACGGCCAGCCGCAGGGUGGAGGAAACCUGGCAAGGUGCAUUUACACAGAUUUUACAUAAGCAAGUCUAGAAAAUGCACAAGGGCUCUACAGCUUAUCAACAUUACAAAGGUCCCAGAGAGUUUUAUAUGUUUUUAAAUAUUAGUUUCGAGCAGUUUGGUUGUUUCUGUUUGUACAAUACAAAUACUGCCACAGUUAAAUGACUGAAACCUGUAAAAAUGCAGUUAAAUACAGGUGAGCACAGUUAGUAGAAUUAGUAGAAUCUUAAAGGAAAAUGGAAAAUACAAAAAGGUGAAAAUGCAGAAUUGUGAGAAAACACAUAAGCAGCUCGGUAAUGACGGGAGUAAAUAAGCAGGGCACAUUUUUAAGACUUAAUUGAAGUCAGCGUGUUCUGAUUUAAACACGCUGCUCUCUGCCCUUGCAAGCCAUCACAUUUAAAACCGGAAUAUCCUUGAAGGGGCACAGUCCUCAGCUUUUACGCUAUCCACUCGUUAACUUGCAGGAUCAAAGGUCUUUUAUAAGUUAUCACUGGAAUUUGCUCAGUGCGCUCAGUCAGUGAGUCAGAGGCAGGCGCACGGUGAGAAAACACUGACCACUCCAGCACUACUCCUCCACUUUCAACUUCAAGGUCUGCUGCCAGAGAUGGACAACAUCUACGAAACACUAGAUCACGAUGAUGUUCCCGCAGGACGCGAUCGCGUUGAGCCCAAGUAUGAGAACCCGGGUGAGGCGAGGGAGCAGCUGUACAGCGAGGUGCUGGUCCACAGGUCGUCUCGGGAGGAAGACCGCAGCUCCCCGGAUUACAUGGAGAUCAGGGAAGGAGGCAAACACAGCGACUCCUCUUCUUCAUCCAGCGACGACGAGGACGCUAAAACGAGAAAGGAAAAAGUGGAGGCACAGGUGCAGGAGGUGAGCGGCGAGGCGCACAACGGAUCCAGGCGCUCAUCCUCCUCCUCAGAUUCAUCCGCCUCACCCGGAGAUCCUUGCGACGACCCGCCGUUUCAGAGGAAAAUCCAGGAAGAGGAUAACGCCGAGGAUGGGAUGAUGAUGGCCUACAGCCGCCCUAAAACUGACCCCGAGCCGCAGGAGUCUGUCGACUACACCCUUAAAACUCUGGAAAGUGUCACUUUGGAUGAAAGCAGCUCUGCGCCAGCUGAUCCCAAACAGCCUAACAUCGCCCUGUACAUUAAGGCGGGCAGCGAUGGAGAAAGCAUCGGCAACUGUCCCUUCUCUCAGCGCCUCUUCAUGAUCCUCUGGCUCAAAGGAGUCAUGUUCAACGUCACGACCGUCGACCUCAAGAGGAAGCCGGCAGAUCUGCACAACCUGGCUCCAGGGACGCACCCUCCUUUCCUGACCUUCGAAGGAGAGGUCAAGACAGACGUCAACAAGAUUGAAGAGUUUCUUGAGGAGACACUCUGUCCUCCAAAGUAUCCCAGACUGGCUGCCAAGCACAGAGAGUCCAAUACAGCUGGAAACGACAUCUUCGCCAAGUUCUCAGCCUACAUCAAGAACACCAAACCAGAAGCCAACGCUGCUCUAGAGAAAGGUUUAACCAGAGCCCUGAAGAAGCUGGAUGAUUACCUUAACAACCCGUUGCCAGAUGAGAUCGAUGCAAACAGCAUGGAGGAGGAGAAGGGCUCCAACCGAUGCUUCCUGGACGGGAACGAGUUCACUCUGGCAGACUGCAACCUCCUGCCCAAACUCUACAUAGUGAAGGUUGUCGCUAAGAAAUACCGCAACUACGACAUCCCGGAGGAAAUGUCGGGGGUGUGGCGCUACCUGAACAACGCCUUCACGCAUGACGAGUUCACCAACACCUGCGCUGCUGACACUGAGAUCGAGACCGCCUACAAAGACGUGGCGAGGAGACUGGCCAAGUAGCCUGACCUGAGCGCAAGGAAAAAUAAACCAGCAACACACAUCAUAAAGAAAACAUCCCCCAUGAACGUAACACGCGACUGUCCUUUGUGAGUCUUCUUCCUGAGAUCCUUGUCUGUCAUAAUAAACAAGUCCGAUGUCUUUGUUUCAGCUCCAGAUGUGGAUGGACUUUAGCUAUUCGGUGCACAGUGUGUAUGGUAUUUCAAUCACCUCGGCAGAGACACGGCAAAGCAGAAGUGGAGCAGAAGAUAAAUCAAACACAUUUAACGUGAUUCGCAUUUCAAAGCCAGGUUCCAACGUUGCUGCUGUGAGACUUCUGACAUAACUCUUUUUGCUCAAAUGUGAUUGUGUCUGUCUGUAUUUAUUCCUCAUAACACAAAGCUCCCUUUCAUACCUACUCUACCGCACGGCCAAACAUUUUACUAGCUGCUGAUGUCGAGGUCGUUCACUUUAUUUAUUCCCGAGCCCACAUAAGUCUAGUCUGACUCCAGUGUUUAUUAUCGGGCUCUGGCUCCUGGGGAGACACCUUGAUUCAUCUAUGAUUGAUGACUGAUGCUAAUUGUUUGCUGAAUAUGACUGUUCCACUCUGCAGUUUCAUUUUCAGUUCAUUACUGUGGGUGUUGCUGUAGUUUUUUUUUUUCUUUUUAUUUUCUAAUGCUUCUGAAAAUUUGAUGUAAAGGCAAAAAAUAUAUAUAUUAUUCAAAUAUAUGCUCGAUAAAAAGAACAAAUGUACCUAAUAAGGGCAUUAAAAGUUUAGAACAAAGCUUGUUUCUGAACUGCUUGCAUGCGUGAAUGUGUUUCAAACCAAUUCUGAGCCUUCGGAAAUAUGAAAACUCCACAGAUACGUGCCUUUAUUUGGAAGUAUGAGAAAUCCAUGCCAAUGUCACUGAUGGAUUCAUUCUGAAAAAUGUAUUGCAGCCAGAGCUGGGACAUUUGUUUUGCCUCAAGCUAUUAGUGUUCAGUCUAGAGUAUUGAUUUUGUCUUAAGUUACGCAUGAUAUUAUAAAUGGAGAGAGUAUUUAUUUAGCAGCCCCAAUCAGGCCUGAUUAGCUUGAGCCAUUAGUGCUGCGAUGAAAAGCGUCUUCCAGGCCAGGUCCGCGAUGGUCAGGAGCCCUGCCCUCCAGCCCUUCAUCAGAAAGACAUUUCCUCCUCUCUGAGGACUUCAUCAACAUCCGCAGCCUAAAAGUUAAAGUUCAAAAGUUUCAUUGUCUAGCAGAGGACAGAGAGAUUUGUCUCUGGGCUUAUCGUCUUUGGCUUGCUGUCGGGCUUGCAACUAUAGCGCGACUUCCUUGAAGAACCAUAAGGCUCUUGUGUGGUUUGGACAAACACAUGAUAUGAAACUGGAGCAUGAUGACUGAGAGGCUUUCUCAUUGCAAAGCUCUACAAAUAAAAUAAUAUUUUCACA